Molecule: messenger RNA, 10212 nt
Organism: Brugia malayi
Lineage: Eukaryota; Metazoa; Nematoda; Chromadorea; Rhabditida; Onchocercidae
Exons: 67
Coding region: 1-10212 (3403 amino acids)
Cellular component (GO): peroxisome
Source: RefSeq, a predicted model, not a curated record
AUGGAAAAUAUUAACGAUCAUUGUAAUAAAGAGGAAAAUGAAUUAAAUAAAUCUAAGAAUUCAUCGGAUGGUAAUGGUUGUGCUGUACGAGAAGCAAGUAAUGUAAUACUGUUGGUAUCGAAUAGUUCGGAAACUGGCAAAUACAUUCAAACAUUAUGGUAUCUGAAACAUAUUAAUAGCACAGUUGCAAUCGAAACAUCAAAUGAAGAUGAGAAUGAAGUAGAGAUUGUGAAAAUCAGUGCUCGAGAUGGUGAUGAAGUGCACAAUGAUGAAAAGCUACUGGUAACAAGCAACACACUAAUAUCAUAUGUUGCGCGAAGUUAUCGUUUUGUUUUUGUCAUUGAUAUCAGUCCUUCUACUUUCAUUGUGGAUGGGGCAGCAAGUUGUGUGCCACAUUCAAAAAUUAUCAACCGAUUACAACAAUGCCUGGAAGGACUUCUUGUGGAUGGAAAUUUUCUACCAGCAAAUAAAUUUUCUCCCGAAAUAUUUAUUACGAUUUGUUUCUAUAGUCCAUUUAUUGCUUUCGAUGAGGAUAGAGUUAUAGUGCAAGGUUAUUUGCUUACGAAAAAGAAUAUCGAUUGUAUUCUACAAUAUGUCCAAGAACGGUUUGCAUUGUUCUCUAAUAGACUAUGUUGGACUGUACAACCUCAUUUGAGAAAGUGGAAUCACGAGCGAAAGAAAUUACGACAGAGAGCUGGAGAUCUUCUACCGGAAAAUUUCUUUCGGCAACAAUCCCACGCAACGGAUGGAUUCAGGGAUUCAAUGCACGGCCUGUUAGCUGCUCAAAUGACUUCUCGGACUAGUCGUACUGAUGAAGGAUUUAUUAAUUCAGAGUGGUCACUGAUGUUUAUGCUACGAGUUGGUCUUAUUGGUUUACAAUUGCUACCAGACACAGCGCAACCCAACAUAGUAUUGAUAACGGAUGCAGUAUGUAAUGUAACAGAUAUACACGCUUUACAAAAAUUAAUGGUUCAACUACGAAAUUACUCCAUCGCUUGUUCAUUUAUACAGAUUCAAGGAGAUUGCAAUACGAAUGCUGUGUUUGGACAUUUCUCAUCACCCGGUUUUUUGACUUUUCUUGCAAGGGGAACAUCAGGCAUCUAUAUACCGGACGAAUAUCAAGCUACCGCAGAUAAUGGUCUUGAUCCAGUUCAAAGUCAAUCACUUUUAUGCAAGAAUCUUCAGCUGUUGGAUACAUCAGAUAAUUAUAUUAAAGAUCUCAUUCAGCAAAUUAAUCCAGAGUUUGUUGAACCAUACACUUGUGGUGUUAUUCGUAGAAUGCACUACAGUAUGGAGUAUGAAUCAUAUUUGGAGUAUUUUAUACGUUUACGUCUUCAUGAGGGUUUUAUACUACGUGAAUUGAGAGUAUUGAAAAAAGGGGAUGAUCAGUCAUCGAUAUUGGUAGAACUUAGUCUACCUUGGAAACCGCAGGUGACAAUUGGCUAUAAAAUUUGCGCUCUCUCCGAAGAUUAUACAAAGAGAGCAAAGUUGAAAAUAACGGUAAUAUGUGAAGCACAAUGUGGCAUAAUACGGGAUUUGUUAUCCGAUCGUUGUUCCAUAAAUACAACAAAGCAGACUUUUUCAGAUGCAUAUCGACAUACUAUUUUUAGAUUGCUUGAAACGGAUCGUAUGUUAAUUCACGUUCAUUCAUUCAAUUCUUUGCCAGAUAUUUUUCGUCUUCCACCUGAAGUAUUAAAAGAAAAGUCAUUGUUUCGCUAUGUUAUAAAAGAAAACAAAGCUGUACUAACCAUAAGUACCAGAGAAUUGGAAACUUUAUGCUCACAAAAUGUUACCACAGCAAAUUUUGUCGAAUUUUGGCGGAUUAUAAGUGAAUUUGAAGAAAGACUUUGGCAAAGUUGGUCACAAGUAUACACUUUUCGUGUAAUUCUUACUCAUGAUCAUCCGUUGCCUCCACGAUUAUUUCUAUUCGAGGAACCGAAUGUAAAAGUUACAUCGCAGCUUUCAUUAGCUGUAUUUUAUGAUAUGCUGGCACAAAUGACAACAUUUUCGCUUGUUCAUGGACAAACUUAUGUAAAGUUUGUUGAAGAUGAUAAUGAUAAUCAUAUCCCGAAAUCAUUCUAUAUUGUCAAAUUAAAUUUGGAGACUCAGUUGGUUGUAAUCAAACUUGCAUUCCUUGAUGGCCUUACGGUUGCGUUUAGAGAACAAGUAAUCAGAGAAUUCCAGAGAAACUUCACCUCACUAUCCAUUGAACGGAGUUGCUUUUUCACUAAAAUGCUUGAAUUUGCUGAUGUUGGAGACGACUGUGCCACAGUUGCCGAAACAAUGCAAUUGCCAGCACUGACUAUUAUUAAUCGUCCAUUGGAAGUAAUGCUUGCACGUUACAAGAAAAUUCCGCUUAUAUUAAAUCGAAUUAUACGACUUGAAAAAACCGAUGAAACAAAUCGUGAUCUGAUACUGCACAAUUCACUUGCUAAGUAUUUUUGUUGCAGACGUUAUAUUUGGUAUUUAAAGAAAGCAUUUCCGUUAUCAUCAUCUGUCAGUUGCAUUUAUGCGGAUUUUAUUCUUCACACUAUUCUGCAGAGACGUCUGAAUGAAGGAUUUCAUAUAGUGUAUGGUGAUAAUGGGAUAAUUAACCUUGUCAAACAUGUCGAUGAUAUGGAACAACAGCUGCACUGUGGGUCAGCAGUGCUUCAAUAUAUCAUAUUUCCACCAACAACCAUUCGACCUAUGCGAAUUAUGAAAGAACAUUUAGAAAAAAUUCCACCUUUAUCAAAAAUCGUUCGAAUACGUGGAGUUGAAACAAAGAAAUCAGUUCCAAGUGGUAAUUCCACAUUGAAAAGUGAUCUUGAUUUACAAUUAAUGACGGAAAUGUGGUUGGAACCGCUUGCUGUUGUUGAUCCUCAAUAUGUUACAUGGAGUGGAAUUAUUCAACAGCAAAUUCGAGCAACAGAUGAAGAUAUCAUCUGUACGUUAUCAACAUUGGAUCAAGUAAUGUCUCUAUGUUCACAGCAUUAUUCAUGCUCACAUUUCACACUUACUAAUUGUGAAGAUAGCUGGGAAUGUUUGAAAUGCGAACAUCUCUCAAGAAAUGUGGAAAUUAUGCAUAAUUGUUUCUGCUUACGAUCAUUACUGAUGAAUGCAACAGAACGAGAACUUUUAUUAUUACCUACGCUAAGUUAUCAAGAUGCUGAUCCACCAAGUAAUAUACGUUUACGAAUUCUUCUUGAAAAUUUACAUUGUGAACUGGCAAAAGCAAGUAAUGUUACAAUAGAAGUACGAAAUCCGAAUUUCUGGUUGGAAAUUACCGAUGGUAUCGAUCAAUCUGUUCUAAAAAGGCUUCCCACUAAGGAUCAUCAAAGAUUAAUUGGUACGAAUGAUGGACAUUUUUGCCCUACACGUGUUUACGUGUCACGUCUUUCACCAUGGCGUGUUGUUAUCAUUGCUCUAUUAGUAAAUCCUCAACAUGUUCUAAUGGCAACUUCUCUCAUCAUACCAACAUUACCGCUUCUUAUUUUUCAUUGUGAUGAGCCAUGGAUAGCUCAUCAUUUAGCUCGAAAUGAACCACGGCGAUGUGAGACAUACGUAUCAGAUCAUCGUACCAAAAGUCCAACUUCAACAUUGGCACAUUUGAAUCGACAGAUUCGGAAAACUGAAAACUUCACAAAGAUGGAAAAGAAUGAAUUGGAAUUACAUUGGUUGUCAACUUCCCGGAUAAGUCCGGCUGAAAAUCGUGUUCAUACAUCCUUUGACAUACACUCUUACUGUGAAGCCAUUGAGGACCAGUUAUUUUCUCGGGCACUUAUUGGAGCCGUAUAUCAAUGUUUGUUGCUAGGUGUACAUAUUCCGUAUGAAGAUUUGGUAGAAGUAUUGGAGGACCGUUGUGAGCAAUCUUAUAUCGAAGUUGAGGGCAUUGAUGAAUGUGUCCGUUUCCUAUGCUCACAUGUUGCAAAUAUACGUAAACAGAUGGGAGAUUCGAUAGCGGAUGCGGAUGAUGAAACAAGAAGCAAUGAUUUAUUCAAAGAUGAUAUUUUAUAUAGAUUAAAUGAUGGGGAUAUGAAGUCAUGUGAGGAAGAACAAGAGGAUUUUCGAUUCGCAUUUGAUGAGCUUCUUUUACAGAAUUUCCGGAAAAUUCCCAAUUUUCCAAGUUACUUCUAUUUUGUUCGAGAUAAUGCAACAUACAUGGCCAAUAAGAAUUUAACAAUAAAUUUGCCUGAAACGAAGAAUUUUAAUAGUGGUAGUUCACCUUGUGAAGAUUUGGAAAUUUGCUAUAUUGAAGAUGAUGAAGAUAUGAAAGAAAGAGAAGACGAUAGUGCAAGAAGUAACCAAUCAAGUAUCAGUUUCGAAUCAGUUACUACAUCUGAGUUAUCAGUUGGUGAAACAUUACAUUUGAGUGAUAAUGCUGCCGUACCGUUAUUCUUGAAUUUUUCUUGUGCAGUACGUUUUUCUAACAUGGAUAUGUAUACAUUUCCCAUCGAUCACUUACCAUCCUGUGUUAUGCAAUUACUAAAGCAAUGUUCAAAUAUUUCAAAAAAAAAUUUUACAGCAAUGGAUUUAAUUGGAAUUUCGUUUGAUAUCUAUGUUUUGUCAUGGCCUAUGCGACAAUUCACUUUAACACAGUCUGAUUCAUGUACAGUUACACCAAAAACGCCGGAUAAGUCUGAAUCAUUUCACAAAUUUACUACUUAUUUUGAUUUCGAUAGCCCUUAUUCUACAACAACUUCUGAUGUUAUCAGCCAACUACCAAGUCCGGAAAACGAAGCAGUUCGUCGGUUAGAAUGCGGAAUUACACGUUUACUUCACAUGGAAACAGUGUUUGUGUUAUCAAGAUAUGACGAUGUGACGCUUGACACAAUGCACAAAGUAAUGGUAUUCAUUGCCAAAGAGCAACGUGAAAAGAAUGAUACGAUUCGGUUCAAAGUAAAAUUACUGCAAAUUGUUAUGGUAAUGGAACAGGUAAAAGCUGUACGUCGUUUAAAAGAGCGUAUUAAAAAUUUUAAUCUGCUCUACUGUAAACUGGAAGCGCAUCCGGAAUCCAGUAACUUGUUUUAUUGCUGUCAUGUGGAAGAUGUUGACCUUUAUGAAGAUACGUUGAGGAUGCAAAUGCGUACUGCAGCUAAUGUAACACUGAAGUCUUCACGACGAAGUAGCGGAAGCUUCACAGAGCGUAUCGAAGAGCAGAAAAGCUUGACAUUAGCAAGGAAAGUUUCAAGUAUGGAAGUAUUGAAUUCCAAGAUUUCACGAGAUAAAAUAACAAAACGGAGAGAUAGCAGUGUACCGGUUUUAAAAGCUGAUCGUAGACUUUCCGAAGAUUAUGCAUAUCACUCGGGAAUUGCAGAACGGACUUGUUAUAAUGAUCAUGAGCUGCGUGAUUUCUGGAUUAUUUUAAAUGUUGAAAUGCAACAGAUACAAGCAUUCUUUUGUGAAAGGUAUGCACAUCAUCAUGAAAAAAUUUUUGGGCUUCUUUUGGAAGCAAUACAGAAAGAAUGUCAUACCAUCAAUCAGGAGCUUUUACUGGAAAAAAUGCAUUCAAUUAGCGAAUGCGAUGAUUUAUUAAUCGAGAAUGAAACAGAGUCGCAUAAAUUUAUUCCGUCAGAUUUGCAUGAUUCAAUCCCUGAUACAAAAUUAACUCGUUCUUUGAUAAAUAAGUGUACAGCACCGAGGGCUAAGAAGAAUUUCAGUUUUUCAUAUUCCGAUGAGGAUGAAAUGGAUGCUGCACCAUAUAUGCCAGCACGGGUAUUUUAUCCUCCUGGUCAUUUUGCUUGUCGAAUCGUAACGCAUCAUUGGUUUUACGUACAUCCUCGGUUACACAUCGAAAAGAAAGGAGCAGGAUGCUCCUUAGUAAUGGGAUAUGAUGCUUUGCGCCAAGGAAUUGAACAAUUUGCAGUUCGAAAUCGUCGUAACCUUUAUGUUUGUUGUGAAGAUAACAAACGAAAUGUAUUUUACAUGCAGCUUUUUGCUAGUGAAGAAAGUUUUAGAAAAAGAUGCUUACAUUGUGAUACAACUUUUAUCGAUGAGAUGAGUGAAAAUUUUCAAAAUAAUAUACUACUGACAGUACACGGAAUUCAUGAACCUACCGUAAUAAUUCAAUCAAUUGUGGAUGCUAUGCAGAAGCGACUCGAAUUAAAAGUUUUGGAAGAGUUAACCGAUAUUUUAUACAAAAAUCCCCGAAUACGACUAACGGCAGCUGAUAUCGAAUUCAUUCAACGAGAUCCGGCUAAGCCAUUUGCAGUACAUUACUGCACUUUACCGAACUAUAUUUAUGGUUAUCUGGGAUCACUCUACUAUUACAUGUACCAGCAAAUGCUUACAUUCACAGCAGGAGCUCGAUUUCGGGACUGUAGCGGAGGUUUGAACAGAAAUAGUCCACUGUCACACGAACGUUUCCAUUCUCUGCCCGGUUCUCAAACGGCUUGCAAUAAUUAUAUUCCACAUUUCUUUCUAAUAAGCAGGCCACCGACAAAGGGUUCAUCAAAUAUGGGAAUUGCUUGUGUUGAGACACGCAUAGUAAAUUCCAGUGGUACUUGCAUCGAUUCGCUGAAGUAUGCUCGAAUCAGCCCAAGCACUCACUCGAAAUUAUAUCCAGGUGGUGGUAAAUUUCGUCUUUCAUCAAAUGAACGUUUUCAUGAACUGACGCGUUGUAUCACUACAUCACUCCCUUUGCCGGAUUCAUUGUUUUCCGAAAAAACAGGUGGCGUAUCAUAUUUGGUUCAGUAUACAAUUUGGCAAGUGGGCGAUGUUGGCUUAGCAACUUUACAACCAAUAUUUCGAUUAGCUUUACAGCAGGCGCUCUGUGAUUUAAUAACUGAAUUUGGUCUUUUAAGUAUUCCUUUAGUGGAACUUGUUAGCAACACUCGAUAUUCAUCUUCAAAUACUCUGAUCGUGCCAUAUGUUACAAGUGAGGAAAGAAUAAGAUCGUGUAGUGACGCAUCACAUUUAAAUAUUGUGGCAAAGCCAAUUCGAAAAACUGAAUCGCAUGUACAACCACCACUCCUAGAACAUUUGUCGCAACAAGCAGUUGUUCGCAAAUCAAAAAGUUCUGCAAACAGCAAUGAUUGUGAAUCAAAUGUCACAGUCAAUUAUCAAUUUAUUAUGGUUGCUGCACAAUGGUUCGAUCAUGUUGUUUCGGAAGUAAAGAAUACGGAGCAUCAAUUUUCCGUGAAAAGACACACAUUUCACUGUGAAAGCGAUCAUUCUGUUCGAAAGAUCUUCAACGUUAUACAGGAUAAAUUAUCUGCUAUUCUGAGGCGCGAAACCAUCAUAAUAUGCCAACUAGAUGCGCAUGGUUCAAAGCGUUUUUCAGCACAAAACUCGUCAAAUGAUGAUAUCAUAACUUUUAGUAAUGAUAGUGGUCGAAUAAUUGCGGGCGAAAAUGAAGAACCUUCACUAAUAAUGCUUGCUUACAAUCACCAAUAUUCAGAGGCAAUAUUAAAAUAUGGCGCAGAUUCACGCUCAAAUAUUAUACCAACAGCUGUGGAAGAAAUCUUACAUGACCAAAAAGCUAGCUCAAUGCGUUUUUUACCACAAAUAGCUCCAUUUGUUCCAAGACAGCAUCUGUUAUAUCUAUUGUCGAAGGGUGAAACUGCAACCUUAUAUCUGUACAAUUAUUCGUCGGAUGCCGCAGAACAAGUUUAUCAGAUGGUCGCAAAUGUAUUAUCGUGGCAGAAUGCCCGAUCAAGAUUGCUUCGAGAAAUUGGUUUACAUAAAAUGGGUGUAACACAUUUAUCUGGUCGAAUUACUCCAACAAGUGAAGAAUUGGUUUGGCUAAAUAGUGAGCUGUUGAGUGAAUAUGAAAUUCCACAGCAUGGAUCUGUUCAUUUCGAUAAAAGAUUAGUGAGCGGAACGCAUUACAUCCAAGCUGAACCAUUAAUGCAUCUCUAUCGGCAUACAACCUUGGCUUUUUUACCACUUAAUUUGAAUAGUGACAACCUGUUCGAAGAUCAGUGCUCUCAGAUGGUUUUCCUUGAAAAAAUGAUGAAAUCAAUGCUUCACAAUUGUGAGAACUUCAAUCGGAUACACAGUGAAUUGAUGAGUGGAACCCAUGAAAUCAGAGAAUCUGAUUUACUGAAAAUUGUUUCUCAUAGUCGGAUAGUACAUUUUGUUCGAUCACCUCUGUUACUUUUUCCAAAAUGGCGUAAAUUAGUAGCAGUUGUUCGAAGAGGAACGGAAAAUGCAAUGAGUUUUAAACAGGCAGUGAUAGCCGAUUUACCAUCGAGGCAUGUCAGUGGUUCGAAAGCGUCACUUCUCGAAAACACUUCAUCAGUGUCACAUGUGCGCACAACGCGUUCAAAUACCUUCAGUGCAUUAUUGCAUUCAUCAGAUCGUACUUUACGAAAGUUAACAAAAAAUUUAGAAGAGGAUGAACCGUGUUGCCUGAAGAUACAGUUUAUGCUUGUUGAGAGUUAUGUGAAAUAUCUAACAAAAAAUGGAUUAAGAUUGUUGGACGUUACACAUAUAACAGGACAAGCGAGUGCUCGGUACAGUUUGCACUAUGAUAUGCAGAAUACCGAAUCAUCACCUAACGUAUGGAUGUAUAAAGCUUAUGACGGUGGUAUUCUAUUCGUUCACAUUACAAUCAUUGAGCCACAUUUCAGUGUUCAAUAUUUGCUUUGGAAUGUUGCACAGUUAAAUCGAUUAAGAAUAAAGUGUGAUAAGAAUUUCGAUUAUAAUGAUCAAAGAGACCUUUAUGCAUUGAAGGAUAGCAUUAUAUCAAAGGCUCACGUUCAUUCAUUUACCUAUGAUUUCCAUUUACGUAUGGUUGCUACAUAUUUAAUUGGUGGACAGCAGGUUCUUUUCAAUUACGGAUACAAUACGAACGAGUUUUUAACUGAUUUUUUGCAGUACUAUAAUUGUCGUCCACCUUAUGCUUGUAACUGUAUAUAUGAAGAAAAAAUAACAUUUCCUAAUCUGCCCGUAACAAACCAGAAAGUUUGGGAAUAUCUGUUGGAUGAAAAACGUCAUAACUGGCGUAUAGUACGUUUGAAAACAAUUGAAAUGGAUAUGCCUGGACAAUUUAUGAUUGUUGCGGAAGAUGAUACGGAGUGUUUUGGAUUCGCCUAUAAGGAAAUUCGAACAAUCGUUCAUGAAAAUCAACUUUAUGCUACAAAAACACUGAAUAUAAAAUUCUAUGUUAUGUUGGUUUCGCAUGAAAUAAUUGAUCCACUAGUCGAGAAUUUGGAGCCAGAUGCAAAUUGUAAACAUAAUGCAAAAAUAAGUGGUGAAUUUAAAAAACUCGGUUUGAAUGUAGACUGCAAUACGGAUAGCUAUCGAAAAAGUACCGAAGGCAUUGUAACACAGAAUAAUUCCAACAAUGCAUGGUGUGCACCGACCACUCAUACCAGACGAAGAUGUCAUAGUGGCGACAAUAAUGGAUCACCAAAAGAAGCAACACUUCCACGCAAUUAUUCAAAUGGAAUGAAAUUAGAUGAAUGUCAUUCAGUGUCAGAUGAAAAAACUCAGACACCAAAGGCAAAAGCGCAAAAAUUAUCUAUUCUAAACAAUGCACCUUUGAGACAUCGCAAGAUACGACCAAAUUUUCGAGGUGGUAUAAGACUAUCAGAUCCACCUGUGAUAGUGCCACGUGAACAAGCAUUUUACAUCUAUUACAUGAGUAGACGGCAGAAAAGGUUGCAAAAAGAACUGGAAGAUAGUGUAAUGCAUUAUAAACGUAAGCUACAAAUGAUAAUUGAGGAUGCUGUAUGGCAUUGCAAAAGAAAUCAGCUUUGGGAUGACAUGUUGGAAAAACAUGUGACAAAACGUGAAACUGUUGAAGUGACCGAACAAUGGAAAUUAUUAGCUCGUCACAGUAAUGAUAUAACAUCAGUAUUACGGCUAGCACUUUCAACAUCUCUUACAACCACAGAUGUAGACAAUUUAUUGGGUUAUGUUAAAUCUGAAUCAUUGACUAAUUAUGAACCAUUAUUGGAAUCACUAGUCAGUAAUCUGAAUCCUGGACUUUUCUUCAAAUUGCUCAUUCAACAUUUUGGUCUGCAAAAAUGUCGAUUAUUCUGUUCAUCCGUGAAGGAGCAUCUUGUGAUCAUCACUCCUGAAGCUCAACAAGACGUAUUUCUUUUCACGGCUCAAAAUGAUGAACCUUUACAAAUGAAAUUACUUGCAAAGGAGCGUAAAUGCAAUGAAUCUGGAUCAUUAUUGAUGGAAGCAGAUCAUUCAGUACGAGAGCAGUUCAAUGAAUUAGUUCGUUGUGCUGCUUCUUCUACUUGGAUGAAUUUAGUGCAUAGUAGCUUAAUGAAUUAA